Penicillium verhagenii is the source of this 447-nucleotide messenger RNA. RefSeq lists its product as uncharacterized. The record is from RefSeq and is a predicted model, not a curated record. The coding region runs from base 1 to 447 and encodes 148 amino acids. NCBI's taxonomy places the organism in Eukaryota, Fungi, Ascomycota, Eurotiomycetes, Eurotiales, Aspergillaceae. The transcript has a single exon.
AUGUCCUUUCACCACAGUAUCGAUGUAAUCUUGGAGGCUGAUGCUUCGGCGGGAUGGGCCUUCGACAGCCCAGAGCUCUUCCCCUCUAACCUCUCCGUGCCCGGCAUAGUGAAUAAGCACGAUGGAUUUGCCGGGUGCCUCUGUUGCGCGUCGGAAAAUGGACCGAAUCGCGUCAUUCAAUGUCCAGCCCGGAGUCCGAUCCUGUUCGGCCAAGAUCUCAACUUCAGCUUAGUCGAGAUUAAGUGUGCUCAGGAUCGCCUGGAAAUUAUCGGUGUCUGCAGCGGUAUUCUUGUUGUCUCGCUCCCACCGAAUACUCAGCGUGAAAGAGAAGUUGUAAGCUCGGCUGCGAUUGUUCAUAGCGCGAGCUAUUGCGUCAUUGAGUUGGUCUGCGCUGAUGGCUUCCAUGGUGGGUUGAGGGAGUUAUCUUGUAAAGGGAGAGACGUUUGA